Messenger RNA from Lottia gigantea (owl limpet), 1215 nucleotides. RefSeq lists its product as hypothetical. The transcript is spliced from 9 exons. The record is from RefSeq and is a predicted model, not a curated record. Gene Ontology annotation, cellular component: membrane. Gene Ontology annotation, biological process: glucosylceramide biosynthetic process. Bases 37 to 1215 code for a protein of 392 amino acids. Gene Ontology annotation, molecular function: ceramide glucosyltransferase activity. Lineage: Eukaryota; Metazoa; Mollusca; Gastropoda; Lottiidae.
AAAUAUUUGUGCUUUCAUACAGGGCACAAUGUCGAAAUGUCAAUUGAGUUGAUUUUGGCGACAGUUUUGGCAUCAGCUUUAUUUGGAGGAUGGCUAUUUGAUUGGUUUAUAUUUUCCUUAGCCCUUAUUUACGGAAAAUGGCUCCUACAUUAUCCCAAAGAGAAACUGUCGCCAGAAGAUACCCCUGGUGUUUCCAUCAUCAAACCAUUAAUGGGAGUUGAUCCUAAUUUAAAACACAAUUUAGAAACUUUCUUUAAUUUAGAUUACCCAUCGUAUGAAUUAUUAUUUUCUGUACAAGAUGAAAAUGAUCCAGCUAUAUUACUAGUUAAAAGUUUAAUAGAAUCAUAUCCUAAAGCUGAUGUUAAAUUAUUCAUUGGUUUAAAACAUGUUGGCCCCAAUGGUAAAAUCAACAAUAUGAUCAGGGCUUAUGAGGCAGCUAAACAUAAUCUUAUACUCAUAUCAGAUAGUGGUAUUAAAAUGAAUGAAGAUUCUCUAUCAGAAAUGGCAUCAUGUAUGGUCAAAGAUGUUGGCUUAGUUUUACAAAUGCCUUAUGUUUGUAGUAGAAAUGGUUUUGCUUCAGUCUAUGAACAGGUAUAUUUUGGAACAAUGCAGGCUAGGGCUUGUCUCUCUGCUAAUGCUGUAGGUGUUAAUUGUUCUACUGGAAUGUCUAUGAUCUUCAAGAAAGAUGUUCUGGAAGUCGCUGGAGGCCUCCAAGAAUUUGGAAAAUAUUUAGCUGAAGAUUACUUUAUUGCUCAAGCUAUAAGAAAUCAAGGUUAUAAAAUAACUUUAUGUACAAAACCAGCUUUACAAAAUUCUGGUAAUUAUUCUGUCACAGAUUUUCAUAAAAGAUUAAGAAGAUGGGCGUACAUGAGAUAUUCUAUGUUACCAUUAUUUGUAUUCCUGGAACCACUAUCAGAAUGUAUGAUUAUGGGUGUGGCUGCUUCCUGGGCUGUACAGUUUUUAUUUGAUUUUAGUCCAAUGGGAUUUUUUCUUCUUCAUGUUUUACUUUGGUUCCUCUUAGAUUAUGUGUUAAUUUGUGUAGUUCAGAAUGGACCCUUACCAUUUUCCAAGUUUGAAUUUGUUGUUGCAUGGUUGUUACGAGAACUUUCUUCACCGUAUAUAUUGUUAUUGCGUCAUGCAGACAGUACAAUUCAAUGGCGAAAUAAGAAAUAUAAAGUUCGGUGGGGUGGAAUCACUGAAGAAGUUACUACUUAG